Molecule: messenger RNA, 1842 nt
Organism: Penicillium cosmopolitanum
Lineage: Eukaryota; Fungi; Ascomycota; Eurotiomycetes; Eurotiales; Aspergillaceae
Product: fungal specific transcription factor domain-containing protein
Exons: 1
Coding region: 1-1842 (613 amino acids)
Biological process (GO): DNA-templated transcription
Cellular component (GO): nucleus
Molecular function (GO): DNA binding; zinc ion binding
Source: RefSeq, a predicted model, not a curated record
AUGGAACCACAAGAAGAGGCUAUAUCUUCUGUCUCCCAGGACUUGAUUGUUGGGUGUGUUGAUAAUGGUUAUAUACCUUCCUCUUCUAGCCACCGCAAUACUGAUGUGGACAAUCUGGAUGUGGAUGUUUACCGGGGAUCAAGAACCAGAGUCGGUGCUCGAGAACGACAUAUUGGGCAAGGAUUCUGGGCCUUUGUAGAAGACAAAAAUGUUGCUGACACGAUUUCAAUCCCUCGGUAUCUCUUCUACAACGAGCCAGAAGGCGAGCCAUCUAUGCCACCACCAUAUAUUUCGUCUUUUGCCCUGGCGAAACUCCUUCCCCGGCUUCCAACAAAGCCGGUAUGCGAUGCCCUGCUGCAGUCUUUUCUCGUGAGGGUAUAUCCUAUAUACCCUUUGAUAAACCCUCCGACCUUCAUACCUCAGUACCAUCUUUUCUGGCAUUUAUUUGCCAGUGGUAGCCCCGAGUCUCUUGUUCAUCCAAAACUGCUCGACGAUCCCACCUAUGUCUGUCUUAUUUGGGCCAUUCUGUACGCCGGUUCAUCGGCUCUUCCCUUUUCUGAAUGGAAUUCAGCUCCACUGAAGGAUCUAGAUCAGCUACAAACUAUCGACCAGCUACAGCUAGCUUGCUCUGAGAGCCUGGCUGCAUGCCGGCAUAUUGAUCACCCAACCCUCCAUUCUUUGACGGCCUCGAUAAUAGCCUACCAUUUUGACGUGAAUAAAGGACUCAGCAACAGCUUUUUCAUAACUACCACCCAGCGUCUAGCCCAUAGUAUGGGGCUUCAUCUUGAUGCUGCAUGUCCCCAGCUUGUUUCAAGCUCGGCAGAGCAUAAACGGCGUAUUUGGUGGCAUAUAGUCUGGCUGGAUUUACAAACUAGCAUUGCCACUGGUUUGCCGACGUGUUGCAACUGGACUAUGAUCGAGGCCUCUCGGAUGAUAUCAGAUUUAAUAUACACCCCUAGCAACGCCGAAUCAACGAACUCCCGUGAAGUCAUAUCCUCUGAUAAUUUCGGACUCCGAAUCUCAAUGAUAAUGAUACACGCAAUUGGCAGAUUUCGAACAGCAAAACUGCAGCACCAGAUGGUUGAUAUUUUCCAAAGAACAGGGAAGGUGCAGGCCAAACACAUCAGGAGCCUGGUCAAAUCCACGAAGGAAUUGCAUAGUUUCAUCGACGAGCUGAUUGCCAAGAUACCCGUGCAGGGAAUCCCCGAGAAAGGCAUGAUUCCGUCUUCCUUGGCGAAUGCAUCUCCAGGUUCGAGCCCAGCUCUCUAUGAAGACCGUGUAAACGAGCCUACCGUAUGGAGUACCUGUACCAGGAUAGUGCUAUUCCUGUCCAAGCUGGAAUCGGUAAUAAUGCUACAACAUGCCUUACUUCCGGACCUGGGCUCAACGUCGGUGCCUCAUUUCCCCUGGAACCGCAUUGUUCGACUAUGCCUCGGCUACAUGCGGUGCUACUUGCAACUCUGUCAAGUACCGGCCUUCAAUCCAUACUCAUGGUUUUGGUCAUCCUAUUAUGGCCCACGUCGAUGCAUUUUCUUAAUACUGCAUUUCCUCAUAAACGCCCAUUGCGAAAACAUAUAUCGGCAAGAAAUGCUGUUCUGCGUGGAUGAGUAUAUCACAUAUUGGCGCUCCGUUUCUAGUCUGAUACCAGUACAGUGUGAAUCAGCAUUGCCAUCAAUGAACGUGAUUCGCAAGAUGCGGCAACAACUUGAAGUGGACAACAACUGCGAUUUUGAUCAAAAUUUCCCGAUCAAAAGCACUCUAUCGGAGAUGCCAGACGCUCCACGAGAUAUAGAUUAUCUGGAAGAUCUGUUUGAUAGUGAAUUCUGGGCUUCCCUCACGUAG